AUGGACAAGCCCAAGCGUGAGGCCAUCCUUGACCUGGCCAAGUACGUGAACGAGCGUAUUCGCGUCAAAUUCACGGGCGGACGCGAAGUGACCGGAAUCCUGAAGGGUUACGACCAGCUGUUGAACCUCGUGCUGGAUGAAGUACAGGAAAAUUUGCAGACACCGGACGGCGAGUCCACCACGCGCAACCUGGGCCUUGUAGUCCUCAGAGGGCCGACAAUCACCCUCCUAAGCCCCGUGGACGGCUUCGAGGAGAUCGCCAACCCUUUCCUGGCACAAGAGUGA
Molecule: messenger RNA, 285 nt
Organism: Trametes versicolor FP-101664 SS1
Lineage: Eukaryota; Fungi; Basidiomycota; Agaricomycetes; Polyporales; Polyporaceae
Product: U6 snRNA-associated Sm-like protein LSm7
Exons: 3
Coding region: 1-285 (94 amino acids)
Biological process (GO): mRNA splicing, via spliceosome; nuclear-transcribed mRNA catabolic process
Cellular component (GO): catalytic step 2 spliceosome; U6 snRNP; Lsm1-7-Pat1 complex
Molecular function (GO): RNA binding
Source: RefSeq, a predicted model, not a curated record